Messenger RNA from Anguilla anguilla (European eel), 3683 nucleotides. RefSeq names its product zinc finger protein 271-like. The record is from RefSeq and is a predicted model, not a curated record. The transcript is spliced from 4 exons. Lineage: Eukaryota; Metazoa; Chordata; Actinopteri; Anguilliformes; Anguillidae. Gene Ontology annotation, molecular function: RNA polymerase II cis-regulatory region sequence-specific DNA binding; DNA-binding transcription factor activity. The coding region runs from base 70 to 1377 and encodes 435 amino acids. Gene Ontology annotation, biological process: regulation of transcription by RNA polymerase II.
GUUUAAGUUUUCUGAUAAAAAAAAGACAUAACUUGUAAAUACAGAGGUGUGUUUUUUAUCGUAGCUAAAAUGAAGAAUUGUGUCGCAUUUCAAACACAGUUAGCCUCUAUAAUGGAAGUACUAGCCAAAGCAGCUGUGGCCGAAAUAAGCAAACUUGUUGAAGAUGGGUCCGUUGUGUUGCAUCUGGAAGUAUCCCGAAGCCAUAAAGAAAUUGACAGUCUGAGGAGGAAACUACAGCAUGUGGAGAGCGAGCUGAGGACGGCGCGAGAGGUGGCAGCCCGAGAGAGCCGCUCUAUUGGGGUCCAGGUUGAGAACCUGUUCGGAGGAGCAGAAGGAGGAGCUCUUGAGGGUGGUGCUGAUGCUGGAGAGAGACCUCCCGUUGACCAACGGCUCAAGGAGAAAAAGUGUAAUGCACAGACACACAACACAAAGCCUGGCUUUGGAUUCACGGUGAAGGCAGAGCAAGAGGAAGAGCAUGUAGCCCAGAGACUCAAUAAGACAGGAUGUGAACUCAGUGCAGGAAGACUCAGCAGUCUGGGCUCUGAGUAUGUAAUGUAUGAGAGAGACAGUCAGGUGUGGACUUCCUUUAAAAAAGGGGACAGUGACAUAGAGACUGAUGAUCCAGUUUGUUCUGACACUACAGAACAGUGCUCACAGAGUCUGUUAGCACACUCACCACUACAGCAUGCUCCUGCCACCAUGGAAGUCUCUGGAAACACACUAUCCUCCUUGGGGAACGAUGUUCAUGCUGUAGAUGGUGUUCUUGUGAAAGAGGAAGCAGGUGGGCAGUGUUCAUACAGUGAAGAGAACAGAUCUGAGAUGGGUGGCGCACAGCAGACAGAGUACAGACAGCCUCCGCUCUCGAUGAAUGAUCAUCUAACCUCACAGCUCUGGCAACCGCUGCAGCAGCCCUUAGACGAGCAAAUAGGAAUUACUGAGAACAUCACAGAUCCAGUCUCAAACAUUAGCCAAAAGACCAGAAUCCACUGGAGAACUGGCAUAGGGGAGAAACCUCACAGCUGCUCACAUUGCAAGAAGAGUUUUGAUCGUUUUAUUGACCUGAAGAGACAUCAGCGAAUCCACACAGGAGAGAAACCGUUCAGCUGUGGACAGUGUGGAAAACAUUUCAGUCUGAGGUGUAACCUUAUCACACAUGAGAGGGUUCACAGCGGGAAUAAACCAUUUGGUUGUGCUCAGUGUGGGAAGAGAUUUGCUCAGAGAGCUCACCUUCGAACACACUACAGAAUUCAUACAGGCGAGAAACCAUAUCACUGUACCCAGUGUGGGAAGAACUUCACUCAGUUGAGUGGUCUUAAAACUCACCAGAAAGUCCACAAUAGAAAUGAGCUGCUAGAAUUUGGAAUUAAUUGUAUGUGAUUAUGCUUAUGCUUAUGAUUAUGCUUAUGUGAUUAAGUUCGAAGGAAAUACAGUUUAUAGUCACUGUAUUGAAAGGCUGCCAGCUGAAUGACUGUCUUUGGGCAGCACUUGCUUAUAAGGACUGGAUCCUUGUCCGUAGAGCUCAUCACUGUAAUGAGGGUUAGUACUUUACCCACAGUCACAUGAGGGCUAGUGCUAGUACAUUAGCCAAACUCACACGCAAGCUAGUGCUAGCACAUUAGCCACACUCACACAAAGGGCUAGUGCUAGUAUGUUAGCCACACUCACAUGAGGGCUAGUGCUAGCACAUUAGCCACACUCACACCGAGGGCUAGUGCUAGUACAUUAGCCACACUGACAUGAAAGCUAUUUCUAGUUAAUCUAGUACAUUAGCCACACUCGCACAAGGGCUAGUGCUAGUACAUUAGCCAAACUCACACGCAAGCUAGUGCUAGCACAUUAGCCACACUUACAUGAGGGCUAGUGCUAGUCAUUUUGCCACACUCACACGAGAGCUUGUGCUAGUAAAUUAGCCACACUCACACGAGAGCUUAUGCUAGUAAAUUAGCCACACUCACACGAGGGCUAGUGCUAGUACAUUAGCCACACUCACACGAGGGCUAGUGCUAGUACAUUAGCCACACUCACACGCAAGCUAGUGCUAGAACAUUAGCCAAACUCACACAAGCUAGUGCUAGCACAUUAGCCACACUCACACAUGAAGCUAGGACCUUAACCACACUCGCCGUUCUGGGCACCUGGCAUAUGGCAGAACCCUUGGCUCUGGCACAUAAUACAGUUUUAUUUCAAACUGCAUCUGGCUUGUUUUUUUGUUUUGGCCUGUCCUUAUACAUGAUGGUGUGGGUUAUUGUGUGGGAGAACAGAAUGCUAAAUGGAUAUUUGCUCAUAAAUAAAUGGUCAAAAUGACAAAUCUGUUUUGUAUUGCUUGGCUGUACCAAAAACCAGCAAACUCAGGGAUCCCCCAGGACUGUACCACUGAAUUAGAUAAUUCAGUGUGAAAUGAAGGACAUCACAUCCAGGGUCUGCCGGCCACUCUGCCAUCUCCAGGUACCAUGCAGACCCUGUGUGGCCAACUCCAGAAAAAGAACAGGCUGGGCCUACAGAGAGCAGUAGAAACCAGCUACAGGUUACAGCAAACAAAUAAUGAAUAUGAUCAGUGUAUAUCGUUCCAUAAUUGUAGAACACAACUGGCUUUCUCGCCUAGUUAGCCUGAGAUUUUUAUAUCAGUGUUUGCAUAGCCUGUCUGAUAGAGAGCUACAUAGAUCUAUUUGGGUUGCUACCAGAACUGUUUCAUAGAUCUGCAGAUCUAUGAAACAAAAGGAAGUAAAAUUAGUAUGACAAUAUUCACUUUACCUCAUGAAGAUAUUUAUCAAGGUGCUCUUUUUUCACUCCCCUGCUACACUUAUGAGCCUCAAGAACAAAACUUCUUGAAUGAGCAUUUGAACUGACUUCCUAGAAUAGUAUAAAGGUCUAAAUGUCAUACAUUUGUCUGUUUAUAAGCAAAAUAUAAACAUAUUAGGAAAUCUGUACUGCUCAAGUUGUCUCCCAACGCCUAAACUCCAAGGGACAGCAGAUAGAAAAGUGCGGUUUGUUUAUAAUAUUUACGGUAAUACAGUCAGUACGGUACGGUGCCCUCGGAAGUAGUGUCGCUUAAUGUCAGUUUAUGUAUCCGGACUAGUUUGCACAAUACUUGUGCUUGGCCGUUUAAGUUCUCCGAUUAAAAAAGACAGAACUUACAUAAAGAGUUUUUUUUAUCGUAGCUAAAAUGAAGAAUUGUGUUGCCUUUCAAACACAGUUAGCCUCUAUAAUGGAAGUACUAGCCAAAGCAGCUGUGGCCGAAAUAAGCAAACUUGUUGAAGAUGGGUCCGUUGUGUUGCAUCUGGAAGUAUCCCGAAGCCAUAAAGAAAUUGACAGUCUGAGGAGGAAACUACAGCAGGUGGAGAGCGAGCUGAGGACGGCGCGAGAGGCGGCAGCGCGUGAGAACCGCUCUAUUGGGGUCCAGGUUGAGAACCUGUUCGGAGGAGCAGAAGGAGCUCUUGAGGGUGGUGCUGAUGCUGGAGAGAGACCUCCCGUUGACCAACGGCUCAAGGAGAAAAAGUGUAAUGCACAGACACACAACACAAAGCCUGGCUUUGGAUUUAUGGUUAAGGCAGAGCAAGAGGAAGAGCAUGAGAUAGCCCAGAGACUCAAUAAGACAGGAUGUGAACACAGUGCAGGAAGACUCAGCAGUCUGGGCUCUGAGUAUGUAAUGUAUGAGAGAGACAAUCAGAUGUGGACUUCCUUUA